GACUGCGAUCGACGGCUGAGAAUGGAGCGAUGCGACGAGGACUGCACGACGCCGAAGCGCCGCGAGUGUCGGAUACCUGAGUCGUCCAUGUGUCCGCCGGCGCCGAGGAAGAAAGUGGCCGGGGAUCAAAACAAGAGGGACCCGCCGAAGAACGGCUACUUCCAGCCGCCUGAUCUCGAUUCUCUGUUCAAUAUGCUGCCCAGAACUCAAGUUUGCGCUUAGGUUUCAGGCAGUUUGAUAAUCAUUACACGAUGGUUUGGUUUUCACGGUAUAUAUUACUAUGCUUGUUUUGUUUUCCAUGACUGUUUUCUUCAAUUUCGGGUUGGCAUGCCCGAAAUUCUUCUUUUUUUAUAUAUUUUUUUUUGCGGUAAUGGAGAAGGAUGGGGAACGUUGCUGGGAUAAAUCGGAGUGGGUGUGGGAGGGAGAUGUGUAGACCUCAGGUGGGUCAUUUCUGAUGAAUAAAAGAGGUUGGUGGUUUGAAUCGAUUACCCUAAAAGGAAACCAAAACAUGCAGGCUUUGAAAGUACAUGGAAAUAAUAAUUGUGUCUGUGUUUGGUCACUUUGGUGAUUGUUAUCUGGUAGAGAACCGAAAGGAAACGUAAGCUUGUAUGGGGGAAUAUGAUUUUAAUAAUAUAAGAUUGGCCCUUUCCUUUUCUUUGCUCUA
Molecule: messenger RNA, 664 nt
Organism: Rosa rugosa (rugosa rose)
Lineage: Eukaryota; Viridiplantae; Streptophyta; Magnoliopsida; Rosales; Rosaceae
Product: cyclin-dependent protein kinase inhibitor SMR4
Exons: 1
Coding region: 22-222 (66 amino acids)
Biological process (GO): regulation of DNA endoreduplication
Source: RefSeq, a predicted model, not a curated record